CACACGAAAGAGAAGAAAACCCAAACGAUGACAUAUUGACACUUGGAGCCCUCCAACAACUACUUCUUUCUUAGAUUAAAAUUCAAUUCUAACCUUCCUCCCACUCCCUUUUUAUAUCAUCUUGAUCAUUUAUUGAUCGAGUAGCUAGACAAAUUAUAUUUAGAAAAUUUGAAUAAGCUAGCUAGGUUGUUCUUAGUCUUGGAGCCGUUUUUCUUUGAAUAAUGUGGAAGGUCACUCCUUCAAGAUCUUUAGUCAUUAGGAUCAAUCUAGUUUUCAUAGCCUGCUUUCUUAUUAUUUAUGCCACCCUCCUUCUCCGGCCAUCAACCUCCGUCGUCUACCACGAAAGUGCAACGGCUUAUGUUCGUUGCUCUCUUCGUGAUUGUCAUCACAAGGUGGAAACCGGAUACAAGAUGAAAGCGGUGUUAUUGGAAGAUCCAAUCGAGUUAAAUAGGAAUGAUCAAUCAAAUAAACAUAGUGGAAGGAAGAUGGUGAAAAGAGAGAGGCCAAGUUUCUUGAAUUCAAGUGGUUUUAUGGGAAUGGGAAUGAGGAUAGGGAUUGUGAAUAUGGAGAAUGAGGAUUUAAGUGAUUGGAAUGUGCUUGGAAAGACUAUCCCAAUCAAGUUUGAAAAGGUAUCAAAUUACUUCGAAUGGAAAGAUUUGUUUCCCGAAUGGAUUGAUGAAGAAGAAGAAAUGCAUGGAACAUUGUGUCCCGAGGUUCCAAUGCCGGAUUACAAAAAAUAUGGAUACAUGGAUAUGAUAGUAGUGAAUAUACCAUGCAAGUUUCCGGAGGAAGGGUGGGCGAGAGAUGUGUUUAGGUUGCAAUUGCAUCUAAUCGCGGCGAAUAUGGUGGUAAGGAGAGGGAGGAAGAGUUGGAAUAGGAAGCCAAAGGUGGUUGUUUUGAGCAAAUGCCGGCCAAUGGUUGAGAUUUUCCGGUGUGAUGAUUUGUUGGUGCAUGAUGGUGAUUGGUGGUAUUAUGAACCUGAUAUGAAGAGAUUGGAACAAAAGGUUUUUUUGCCUGUUGGAACUUGUCAUUUGGCUUUGCCUCUAUGGGACAAAGGAAUUGAUGAAGUAUACGACGUACAAAAGAUUCAAAAAACCAACACAAGAAGUAAAUCAACAAAGAGAGAAGCCUACGCCACGGUUCUUCACUCAACUGAAUCUUACGUUUGUGGUGCUAUCAUGUUAGCCCAAUCCCUCUUAAAAACCGGAACCAACCGCGAUCUCAUUCUCCUCAUAGACACCUCAAUCUCCAUUGCCAAACGCCAGGCUUUAGCCGCGGCUGGUUGGACCAUAAGAAUCAUUGAACGUAUUCGCAACCCACGAGCUGAAAAUGGUACUUACAAUGAGUUCAACUAUAGCAAGUUUCGUUUAUGGCAACUAACGGACUACGAUAAAAUCAUAUUCAUCGACUCAGACAUCAUUGUCCUACGAAACCUUGACCUCGUGUUCUCGUUCCCUCAAAUGUCGGCCGUUGGUAACGAUAAUUCUAUUUUCAAUUCGGGUAUUAUGGUUAUUGAACCAUCUAAUUGUACUUUCGUGUAUUUCAUGCAACAAACAAACGAGAUUGUUUCGUAUAAUGGUGGUGAUCAAGGAUUUUUAAACGAGAUUUUCGUGUAUUGGCAUAGAUUACCAAGAAGGGUUAACUUCUUGAAGAAUUUUUGGUCAAAUACGACGGUCGAAUCUAGUAUGAAAAACCAGUUGUUUGGGGCUGAUCCACCUAAGCUUUACGCGAUACAUUACUUGGGGCUCAAGCCAUGGUUAUGUUAUAGAGAUUAUGAUUGUAAUUGGGAUAUUGAUGAUCAAAGAGUGUAUGCGAGUGACGUGGCACAUCGGACUUGGUGGAAGCUCCAUGACACUAUUGAUGAUGAGAGCUUGAAAAGCCAUUGUAAUUUAUCGAAGCAAAGGAAGAUCGAGCUGAAAUGGGAUCGAAUGCAAGCCAAGAAAAUCGGGUUUGCAGAUGAGCAUUGGAAGAUCAACGUUACGGAUCCAAGAAGACGAGGUUGAUCAUAGUUAUUGAUCGAGUUAUUUUCUUGAUGAUCGAUGAUUAUUUUGAUGUUUUGAUUUUGGUCAGGUUUGGAUGUAUCAAUCUUUUAUUGUAGUGAAUAUUCUUGAUGUACAUAGGGAAUUGAAGGUUUAUAUAUAUAUGCUUUGUACGGUUUAAUAAAUUUUACCCAUACUUCAAAUUUUAUUUA
This is a messenger RNA of Erigeron canadensis, 2191 nucleotides long. Its product is annotated as UDP-glucuronate:xylan alpha-glucuronosyltransferase 2. The record is from RefSeq and is a predicted model, not a curated record. Gene Ontology annotation, molecular function: glycosyltransferase activity. Gene Ontology annotation, biological process: xylan biosynthetic process. The transcript is spliced from 3 exons. NCBI's taxonomy places the organism in Eukaryota, Viridiplantae, Streptophyta, Magnoliopsida, Asterales, Asteraceae. The coding region runs from base 222 to 2003 and encodes 593 amino acids.